Phalacrocorax carbo (great cormorant) is the source of this 3297-nucleotide messenger RNA. The record is from RefSeq and is a predicted model, not a curated record. Lineage: Eukaryota; Metazoa; Chordata; Aves; Suliformes; Phalacrocoracidae.
GAUCACUAUGGGACUUCCAAUUUCAGUAUUUUUCUUUUAAUUCUAACCUGCCUCACAGGAAGGGCCAACCCUGAAAUUCAUCCUUAUCCAUGCAGGGGAUUUCUCACUGACUCCAUAUUGACAUUCUCCCCUUCCUCCCAGUAACUCCAGUAUAAACCUGACCAGUCAGCCGGGAUACUUGAGGCAAGACUGUCGGGGCAGCGUCCGCAGCCGCAGCUGGAUGAGGCAACCAUGCCGCGGGGCCUGGGAGGAAAAGGGUGAUUUUUCGUGACGGUGGUGCAAAGUCAAGGUUGGAAGGUACUUCUUGGAGAGCUUUUGGCUGGGGGGACAAAAGAGAGAAGAGCAGGUUGGGAUCAGGAAUGUGGGGUUGCCAGCUAAAAUCGAGGUCUUUCUAGGGGUGAGGGCUCCUUCUGUAAAGCCUGUAGAGAAACUGCUGCAGCUGAGAUUUUCAUGCAGGAGAUGGGCACAGCUGUUCCUCACUUGUCCCAGCGCGGAUGCUCUCAUUAGGGCAGGAAUCCUGAAGGCCUGUUUGUAUUUUGUUUAACGUUAAUGAAAAUUUACCCGUAGGCAGUUUUAAAAGCAGUGGGGUUUAAAGCCUUAAUGCGAAAUGCACUUUAAAAUGUUACAUCGCUGCUAAGGUGAGGCAGAGAAAUACAUCUCAUUUCAUGAUAAAAAUAGCUCCAGCGGUGAGACGCGCGCAGGAAUGUGACCGGAUGAAUUGGUUGCCACAGGAUUAGCGGGAGCGUGAACUUGCAGCUCACCAAUUUAUUGGGGUAAUUGCUCAUAUGCACAGCUUCUACCUUACAGUAAACAUGAAAUAAUUACAUUUCAACAAAAGUAUUCUGCCUUGCAUUUACCAUUAGGUAACUUUGUAGAGCUCAUCCCACUGUUUUCUUGAUGUAGCUUGUUCACCUGCCAUCCUCCCCGUCAUUUAAUGGCCCGAUCCAGAAUCCUCACACUUGCGGUAUUCUAAUGCCAGCGUUUUCUUUCAGUCUGUUUUAGCCGAUUUUCCAUUCACUUAGUAACCAGACCUCAUUGUUCUUUGCUGGUUUGUAGGUUAUUUGUAUGGGCUAUUCACACUCUUGAUCGCCCCAUAAUGCCUUUCUCCUAACUUUCAUUUGUUGCCUUAAUUACUCCGGUCAUCGAAUCUUGCCCGUGGAGCUACUAGCAAAGCACAUUUUAAGCAGCACGUUGGGGCACUCGGAAGUACAUCGCCUUGGUCAGACCUAAGUAGAAUGGCCAAGGGAGUCCAUAGAAAACGGAGCAUAAUCUUAGCUGUGCACAAAAGGGGCCCUGUGUGAAAUGGUGGUUGGUGUCGGAAGAUCCCAUCCAAGGUAAUUAAAAGGUGGUUCGCUGUUUGGUACGCUGCCAAACUUGAUGUUGGUGCAUCAUUUCAGUUUGACCAAGGGUUUAUUUUCUCUCGUCAGAGGAAGGAGCUCUUCCAGAUUCGGGGAUACAGAUGUGUUGUUACCGGUAGCCGCAGCCUGGUCAAACGUUGCUGUUUUAGCUGCUUUCGAAAAACUUCAUCGCAGUUCCCAUAUAACAGAAAAAUAGGUGGUCGGGGGACACUACACAGAAAAUGAGAUCUGCACAGUAUCCUACCCCAGCAGAAUUGGAUGCUUAUGCUAAGAAGGUCGCCAACAAUCCACUGACUAUAAAAAUUUUUCCAAACAGUGUCAAGGUUCCCCAGAGGAAACACAUACGCCGUACUGUGAACGGACUUGAUACUUCGGGCCAGAGGUACAGUCCCUACCCGUCUCAGGCCACCACGAAAACAGGCCUCCUGGCGAUAGUGAAAUCUCCAGCGAAAGGAAUUAUCAAAGACUUUGACGGGACACGCACACGUCUGCUGCCGGAAGCGAUGAUGAAUCCCCCUUCCACACCAUACGUUGCACCUAGCACUUUAACCCACCCCCAGGCGCUUGCUCGCCAGCAGGCUCUCCAGCAUGCACAGACUUUGCCGCACCCCCAGAGUAUACCGCAGCCACAGACUUUGCAGCACCCUCAGGGUAUACCACAGCCACAAAGCUUACCGCACCCUCAGGGGAUACCGCAGCCGCAGACGCUGCCGCACCCUCAGAAUAUGCAGCAGCCGCAGGGCUUGCAGCAUCCUCAGACCAUGGCACACCAGACUCUGCAGCACCCCCCGAAUCCUUUGCUGCAGCCAGGUUUACAUGGAAGCAGAAAGAUGCCGGAUGCAGAUGCGCCGCCGAAUGUGACCGUGUCUACCUCAACCAUUCCCCUCUCUAUGGCUGCCACCCUGCAGCAGAACCAGCCACCGGACCUGAGCAGCAUUGUGCACCAGAUUAACCAGUUCUGCCAGGCCAGAGCUGGCAUUAGCACUACCUCAGUAUGUGAGGGACAGAUCGCAAACCCCAGCCCUAUAAGUCGCAACCUGCUUAUCAAUGCAAGUACCAGGGUAUCUACUCACAAUGUCCCUACACCCAUGCCUUCCUGUGUAGUGAACCCUGUAGAUCAUGCUGCUGCUGCUAUUCCUCCUGCCUCUGUUAAUGUGCCCAUGGUGAAUAUUAACAGGGUGCCGCCCGCGUACCAGAACGAAAUCAAAUCGGUUGCGUGGAACCAGCACCAGCUUGCACAUCUGCAGCAAAUGUGUGGGGAUGCUGCUGGACCUGCUGGACUCGCAGGGAAGCACCCUCAGAGAGAGAUCGCAGGGCAGAGUUUUCCUGGCAAAACUUCAAACUACCCUCAAGAACUGUGCAUGGGCCAGUCGUUCAGCUUGAAGCCCCCCAUCGAGAAGCCUACGCCUUCUCCGCCUGUGAACGGGUUGCAGGGACCCUUGCCAUACACCAAUGGGCACUAUUUCCAGCCCAUCUGGAAUAACAUUCUGCCCACGCCCAACAGUGACAGCUCUGGGUCCCAGGACCUCGCCAUGCCUUUCCACGGGGGACAGCCAGCAGGAGCGCCGCUCGAUUGCGCGGGAGGAACUCAUUACAGAGCUGGAGCUGGCCCAUCCAGCCAGAAUAAUGUGAUGCAGACCAUGGAUUACCUAAGCGGGGACUUCCAGCAGUCCUGCUUCAGAGAUCAGAGCAUGGCCGUGCUGGGAAAAGUCCAUCGGCCUCCCAUGAACCGAGCACCUGAACCAACCGAUAGUCGAAAUCUUCAUAUUCAACACCCAGGGUAUAGAUAGGCUGCAGUCACUUUCACAGACAAAAAUUAGAGGUUUAGUCUUAAUUUUAAUUAAUAAGCAAGGCAUUUUUAACUUGCAAACUUGUGUGAUCAUUAUAGUAACCAUUGGAAGAAGACAUACUGUAUAUUUAAAAGCUUUGCUUACAUGUU